UUGUCAAGAUGGCGUCUCCGAAUGGAGGUGAGGACUUUGAGUCCUCUUUACUAAGUUUUGAGAAACUUGACCGGGCUUCUCCUGACCUGUGGCCAGAGCAAUUACCGGGUGUCUCAGAAUUUGCUGCAUCUUUCAAAAAUCCUAUUACAAAUUCUCCGCCCAAGUGGAUGGCUGAACUGGAAUCAGAAGAUAUAGAGAUGUUAAAAGAAUUAGGAAGUUUGACCACAGCAAAUCUGAUGGAGAAGGUGAAGGGCCUGCAGAAUCUGGCGUAUCAGUUGGGCUUGGAAGAGUCCAGAGAAAUGACAAGAGGGAAAUUCCUGAACAUCUUGGAGAGACCUAAAAAGUGAAGAUCCAGACGGUGACCUGCUGACUUGUUGGAUACCAGCUGCAUGUGAUCUUUUAAGGCAAAAUAACAGUAGCAUGCUAUUAGCUUUGAAAUGCUCUUACUAUAGUUUGACUGAUUCCGAGUAAAACAUCAUUUUUGUAUAUAGCUGAGCAUAACAUGUUUUCACUUGAAUGACAUGUGUUGAGUAGAAAUAGAAGUAGUCUAGUGGAGUACUUUUCAAUAAAUGUUCAUAAUGUAUUUAUUUUUCUCUCUGCAGUGUUUAUUACAGUUUAAUACAAUUUCAGUUUAAUAAAAAUUUUGCGUUGGUGAA
Triplophysa rosa is the source of this 656-nucleotide messenger RNA. RefSeq names its product lin-52 DREAM MuvB core complex component (gene lin52). The record is from RefSeq and is a predicted model, not a curated record. The coding region runs from base 9 to 347 and encodes 112 amino acids. Gene Ontology annotation, biological process: regulation of DNA-templated transcription. NCBI's taxonomy places the organism in Eukaryota, Metazoa, Chordata, Actinopteri, Cypriniformes, Nemacheilidae. The transcript has 6 exons. Gene Ontology annotation, cellular component: DRM complex.